AUGAAAGGAUCGUUAUGCGGGCAGAGGCCGCGGGUGGUGCAAAAAAAACCUACAGGGACGGACACGGACAGAACCGAGACCACCCCGAGCUCCUUUCAGCCACGAACGAAUUCUGCUCGGGCGGACACACGGACGGAGCCGUUCCGGACGGCCUCGGCUCGGCGCUGCGGGGCUCGGCGGGACAGCAGGAGGGCUCCGGAGCCGCUCGGAGCCGUGGGCCGAGCACGGCGCACCGAAGCUCUGCCGGGUCGGGGCUCGGAGCUCCGCCGCAGCCGGGAGCGGCGACAGCACGGAACGGAGCGGCGGUACCCGGAGCGCUCGGGACGCGGAGCUCCGAACGGUCGCAGGAGCGGAACCCGAGGGCAGCCCCGGCACCGCACCGCGCUGAGCCCGGCCGCGGGAGGAACCGGAGCGGAGCCAGCGGGCAGCGCCGGGGCUGUGAGGGGCGAGCAUUGCUGCGCCGGGCUCGCUGCUGUAACGCUCGGCACGAUUCGGCUCGGCUCAGCAGCGCGACGCUCGGCCCGGCCCGGUUUGCUUCACGCUGCCGAGUCGGGCCUGGUCUCGUUCCGCUCCGCUAGGCUCUGCCCGGCGGGGCUCAGCGGGCCGAGCCCGGUUUCGGUCCGGUUUCGGUGCCGGUUCUGCCGCUCUGACGCCGUCUCCCCCUCCCCCCCCGCAGGUCGGGACCCUCUGAGCGCCCUCGCGCAGCGCCCGACGUCGAAGAAGCGGCGUAAAUCGCGCACGGCGUUCAGCAACCAGCAGCUCUUCGAGUUGGAGCGCCGCUUCGUGCGCCAGAAAUAUUUGUCCCCCGCCGACCGCGACCAACUGGCGCAGCGCCUGGCGCUCAGCUCCGCGCAGGUCAUCACCUGGUUCCAGAACCGCCGCGCUAAGCUCAAGCGCGACCUGGACGAGAUGCGCGCCGACGUGGCCUCCCUGCAGGCGCUGCGGCUGCGGGAACCCCCCCCGGCCCCCCCCGGCCCCGCCGAGCUGUCCGAGGAGGAGAUUGACGUGGGGGCCUGAAGGGGAGGGGGGCCGGGGGGGGAUCGGUGCGGUGCUCCCGUCCUCUUUGUUUCCGCUUUAUUUCUGUUUUCUUGUAAUUUUAUUUCCCCCCCCGCACCUCCACCCUCCU
This is a messenger RNA of Lagopus leucura (white-tailed ptarmigan), 1126 nucleotides long. RefSeq names its product T-cell leukemia homeobox protein 2-like. The coding region runs from base 1 to 1017 and encodes 338 amino acids. The transcript is spliced from 2 exons. NCBI's taxonomy places the organism in Eukaryota, Metazoa, Chordata, Aves, Galliformes, Phasianidae. Gene Ontology annotation, molecular function: DNA binding; DNA-binding transcription factor activity, RNA polymerase II-specific. Gene Ontology annotation, biological process: regulation of DNA-templated transcription. The record is from RefSeq and is a predicted model, not a curated record.